Messenger RNA from Toxorhynchites rutilus septentrionalis, 830 nucleotides. RefSeq lists its product as uncharacterized. Lineage: Eukaryota; Metazoa; Arthropoda; Insecta; Diptera; Culicidae. The record is from RefSeq and is a predicted model, not a curated record. The transcript has 2 exons. The coding region runs from base 37 to 693 and encodes 218 amino acids.
ACGCGUGGUGAACUCUCUUCAGUAGUAGAAGCCGACAUGAUAGCCAUCCAGGACAGGAUAAUGCCGACGAGAAACUGCAGGCGGUACGUCUGGCAUCAAGACGUUGAUGACAUUUGCCGGAUGUGCCAUCAACCAGGUGAAAACAUAGAGCACAUUAUGGGAGGCUGUCCCGUUUUGGCCAACGCAGCCUACACCGAGCGCCACAACAACGUGGCCCGUAUUGUUCAUCGACAACUGGCGCUCCAAUGUGCUCUACUGGAAGACAACGUACCAAACUACUGGUACCUGCCUGCACCUGUCCUGGAAAAUGACCGUUUCAAGCUGUACUGGGAUCGCACUGUUCUGACCGACCUCUCGAUCCACCACAACCGGCCAGAUAUAAUGGUUUACGACAAGAGCGACCGCAAAGUCACCAUCAUCGAUGUCGCUAUUCCACUGAACCAGAAUCUGGAGGAGACCCACGGUCGCAAAAUCUGCAAGUACCGACCAUUGGCCGUGGAGCUCAAGGAACUGUGGGGGCUAAGGGAGGUCCCAAGAAUUGUUCCAGUCGUUCUCUCUGGAACUGGAAUUGUCCCGAAGACACUUCUGGAAGCGCUAAAGGUGUUGAAUAUGGAGAAGGAAUUGGCCGGCAUCCAAAAGUCGGUCAUCCUUAGCACCUGCGCGAUUGUCCGACAAUUUCUCGGUCAGGACUGAAACAGCACGAGCAUGCAGAUACGUGCAUUCCGCAGAGCCUAGUCCCCCUUUGGCAUUCAGAAGCCCGGGGGCAGGUGAAAAUUCUGGCUAGGUUCGCCUAGUUAAGAAGUGAGAUAAGUCUGCUAAAAAAAAAAAAA